Messenger RNA from Candida dubliniensis CD36, 543 nucleotides. Its product is annotated as mitochondrial 54S ribosomal protein bL19m. Lineage: Eukaryota; Fungi; Ascomycota; Pichiomycetes; Serinales; Debaryomycetaceae. Gene Ontology annotation, molecular function: structural constituent of ribosome. Gene Ontology annotation, biological process: translation. Gene Ontology annotation, cellular component: mitochondrial large ribosomal subunit; ribosome. The transcript is spliced from 2 exons. The coding region runs from base 1 to 543 and encodes 180 amino acids. The record is from RefSeq and is a predicted model, not a curated record.
AUGUUUGGAUUAAUAACGAAAUCAUUUGGUAUAAAACCAGUCAUACAACCCAUAAGAUCUUUCCAUUAUUUAAGAAAACAAUUACCUACUGUAUUUGAACCAUUACCAAAAAGAAGAAAUGGUGAAGGUGUAAUGCCUUAUUUACAUAGACAAUUGUUAGAAAAACAUGAUCCAACAGGUAAAAGACGAGCAUUAGUUGAAAAUAGUAAAACAGGAUUACGUGCUGGUGAUAUUAUUAAAGUCACUUAUCUUGAUAGAUCUGAUGUCACUGGUCGAGUCAUUGGUAUUAAAAGAGGGUUUUUAAAUUUGGGUACUAAUAUAUUAAUUAGAACUAAAUUAAAUAAAGUUGGAUCUGAAUUGAGAAUCCCAGUUUAUAAUCCAAAUAUUAGAAAUAUUGAAGUAUUACAUAAACCUACUAGAUAUAUGCCAAGAGCUAAACAUUUUUAUAUUAGAGAACAUAAGAGAUAUGAUGUUGAUGAUGUUGAAGCAUUUGUUAAAAAACAAUUUGGAGAAGGAAGAAAGAAUACAAAAUCUAAAAAAUAG